AUGCUACUAUCUAAUCGGCACUUGGAAUUUUAUAAAAGUGCACUUCCUCAACCUUUGACUUCGAUUCAGCGUCUUUAUAUUAGUCGGCUAGUUGAGAAAUAUGGAGCUGAUUUUCAGAGAAUGAUGAUGGAUAUAAAGCUAAAUCCUAUGCAGCAUUCUGUUGCAACUUUAGAGAAAUUGUAUUUUGGUUGUUUUGACACUUUGGAUGUUGCUCGGGCCAAGGAAAACAUCAAAGAGAUUCCAUCUUUUCAAAGGUAUGAAGAAGAGAGGAGGCAAGCAGAUGUGAACUCACUGAUGCUGAUACUGGCAUUGCUAUGUCUUUUGCUUCCAAUGCUAUUUACAUACAGUGCUGCAUCACCGGAACUCACCGUAGAAUCUUCACUCUACUUGUCAAGAGCUGCUAGCAUUGUCAUGUUGGCUGCAUAUUUUGUUUACUUGAUCUUUCAACUAUGGACACAUAGGCAACUAUUUGAAGCUGAAGAUGAAGGCGGAGAUGAGAACAUUGAGGCAGAAGAGGCUGUAAUUGGAUUUUGGAGUGGAUUUGCUUGGUUGGCUGGAAUGACCGUGUUCACUGCGUUGUUGUCUGAAUACGUGGUCGAUACAAUUGAGGAUGCAUCAGAUUCAUGGGGUUUAUCAGUGAGCUUCCUCAGCAUAAUCUUGCUUCCAAUAGUUGGCAAUGCAGCUGAACAUGCUGGAGCAAUCAUUUUUGCUUUCAAGAACAAGCUUGACAUUUCCUUAGGUGUUGCAUUGGGCUCUGCUACUCAAAUUGCCAUGUUUGUGGUUCCCCUCUGUGUUACUGUUGCUUGGGGAAUGGGAGUGAAUAUGGACCUAAACUUCAACCUCAUUGAGACAGGUUCUCUUGCUGUGGCAAUUAUAGUCACAAGCUUCACUUUACAGAAAAAAUUACAAGCUGCAAUUAAGGAUUCUGUGUCUGAAAAUGAGGCAUUUCAGAAAGUAUUUGGAAAAGAAAAGCAUGGAUAUGUUCGUAGUAUGGGACUUGGAGUUACACCAUCUCAAAUUAAUAGAUCUACGAGAUCGACAUCUUCUUCUGCAGAAAGUGAACAAAUAAAGGAAAUGCAAGAAGAAAUUAAUGCACUUAAAGAAAAGAAUUCAAAAAUUGAUGAAUUAACACAGGCAAUCAUAUUCUUAACGCAAAGGGACAAGGCGAGGACAAAGGAAAAUGAACUCUUAAUGCAAAUGCAGAAUUUUAGUGGAAGACAGGGAUUGGAAUCACCCGCUGAUGGUAGACGUUCAUCUGAGUCUAGCUACCGUAUUGGAGAUAAUGGAACUUCAGGGGGGACAAAUUAG
This is a messenger RNA of Vicia faba (fava bean), 1308 nucleotides long. Lineage: Eukaryota; Viridiplantae; Streptophyta; Magnoliopsida; Fabales; Fabaceae. The record is from the annotation of a GenBank genome assembly.